AAUUUUGGGAAGAAUUUGGGAAAAGAUUUGUCUUCAAGUGAUAAGAGAGACACACGAAGAGAGUUGUUUGAAGAGAAGACACGCAUAGAAGAGGAGUCUCUGGAGAGCUCGAAAGAGACGUUGGGUUUGAUUCUUGAAAGCGAAAGAAUUGGUGUUAAAACCGGACGAGAGUUAGUCCGACAGAGAGAGACAUUGAAUAGAGUGGAAGACAAGUUGGAGUCAAUUGACGGCAGUUUACAUGAGACACAAAAACAUAUCAAAUCCAUGAAAAAAGAUAAUUUAAAUCAAAUCGAUUUGGGAAUCGAAAGACUAAAGCAAUUAUCGUUAGGAUUAGGCAAUGAGAUCGAUGAACAAAACACUCUGAUUGACAGAAUCACUAAACAAACUGAAAAAACUGAACUCAGAAUUAAACACCAAAAUCACCAAGUCAAUCACUUAUUGAGGAAA
Oppiella nova is the source of this 447-nucleotide messenger RNA. Lineage: Eukaryota; Metazoa; Arthropoda; Arachnida; Sarcoptiformes; Oppiidae. The record is from the annotation of a GenBank genome assembly.